This is a messenger RNA of Dioscorea cayenensis subsp. rotundata (Guinea yam), 1434 nucleotides long. RefSeq names its product putative disease resistance protein RGA3. Lineage: Eukaryota; Viridiplantae; Streptophyta; Magnoliopsida; Dioscoreales; Dioscoreaceae. Gene Ontology annotation, molecular function: ADP binding. Gene Ontology annotation, biological process: defense response to other organism. The transcript is spliced from 3 exons. Bases 1 to 1434 code for a protein of 477 amino acids. The record is from RefSeq and is a predicted model, not a curated record.
AUGACAAUUGUAGUGAAGUACGGCGAUUAUAGAAGGCUCAGUGUGGCGGAGAAGCCACUUGGUCGUCUCGCAGUCUGUUCGGUGAUCGAGCUCACGGUGAUCAUCAAAGAGCUGUGUUUUGGCAACAAGAAGAAAAAGAAGAAGAUCAUGGCAAUGAUAGUGGAUGCAUUUGCAGGAAAGCUGGUGGAGAGACUGGCUAAUAUAAUUGAAGAGGAGGCCAUCAUGGUGUUAGGUGUCAAGGAUGAACUCCAAAAGCUUCAGCGAAGGAUGAAGAUGAUCGCAUGCGUGCUCAAGGACGCUGAGAAGAAGAAGAUCCAAUACGAGACUGUCAAAUUAUGGGUCGAUGAGCUGAAAGAUUGGAUGUACGAUGCCAAAGACAUCAUUGAUCUUUGCAUGAUACAAGGCUCUGGACUACUCUUGCAAGAUGAUGAUCAUCAUUCUCUGGCUGAGUCAAGCACUACUGCCUUCAAAAGGGUACACCGUAGUUUAUCUUCGUUCUCUAGUAUUGUGCGCAGUGUACCAUUUCGUGAUGAUGCAUAUGUCAUGAAUGAAGCUUCUUAUAGCCAAAGUUCCUUCUUACCUGAACCAGACAUUGUGGGGUGGGAUAUUAGAGAUGCAACUAAGAGUCUUGUUGACUUAUUGGUCAGUCCUAAUGAACAGAAAUGUUUCCUUUUUUCCAUUGUCGGUAUGGGGGGUAUAGGCAAAACCACACUCGCACAACAAAUUUAUAAUGAUUCAAAGAUAAAUGAUCAUUUGGUGUUACAUUCGUGGAUUUGGGUUUCAAAAUCUUUCAGAUCAGAGGCUGACUUGUUGAAAGAAAUCAUAAGAAAUGUUGGGGGUAGCUAUGGAGAGUCAACGACAGUGGCAGAGUUACAAAAAAUUCUUUCUAAUGUUCUGCAUUUGAAGAGUUUGUUCUUGGUUUUGGAUGAUGUUUGGAAUGCGGAUGUAUGGAUUGAUUUAAUUAAAAAUCCGAUACAAAUAGCAACAACAAAAUGUAGAGUCUUGGUUACCACAAGAGACAGAAAUAUUACUAUGAGAAUGGGGGCAAUUCAUAGUCACAAUGUUAAUAAAUUGUCUUUGGAUUUUGGUUGGGAAUUAUUUUGUAAGAAAGUUUUUACAGACAAUGAUGUGAGUGAUAUGCAAAGAAUGAAGGAUAUUGGGUUGCAAAUCGUUGAGAAAUGCGAUGGUCUUCUGGUCGCGAUCAAAGUUAUUGCCGGUGUUCUUAUAACAAAAGACCGAAAUAAGGGAGAAUGGCAGAAUCUUCUUAACAGCGAUGCGUGGACUAUGACUGGACUUCAAGAAGAGCUCCGGGGAGCAUUAUAUUUUAGUUACGAAGCUUUGCCUCCUGCUCUUAAACAAUGCUUCCUUUUUUGGUCCCUCUACUUAGAAAUGCUCUCAACUAGUUCUUUUACUUUUGAAAAUGUGCCCACUUAA